This is a messenger RNA of Pelagomonas calceolata, 1357 nucleotides long. The record is from the annotation of a GenBank genome assembly. NCBI's taxonomy places the organism in Eukaryota, Pelagophyceae, Pelagomonadales, Pelagomonadaceae.
GCUGCCACAAGUUUUUUCGGCGUGCACACGCUUAAAUUACAGCGUAAGGGCAAUCGACGAAAUGCUAUCGCAAGUCUAUCAAUGCCUUGCGCUGCUGCAGCUCGCGCAACAGUCGGCAGCAUUGGUGGGCCCGCCGCAGCUGAGCAAACACACAGCCCGGUUUCGCAGCCCUGUUUCGCAGAGCAGCUCAAGAUUACCGGUCCGCUGGCCGACGGCGUCGCCGCCGCGAGCUCGCCUCCAGCCGCUUCAGGCGGCGGUCGAGCCCACCGGGCGGCCCUUUCUUAAUAAGAACAUGCUCCGGUCGAUCGUCAUCAAUCAGCUCGUCGUCGGCUACUCGAUCUGGAUCUUAAAUGGGGACGGCCGCCAGCUCCUCGCGGCGACGCAGUUUGAUCCCGUGUCUCUUGGCAUUGGCGUAGUGGGCGGCGCGGCGGUCGUCGCGGUGGGCCGCUUCAUCGAGAAAAGCCCGAACCCGCUCUUCGCGGAGCUCAAUCUCUCGACGAACAUGCUUGUGCUACGUCUCUUCGGGCCGAGGCCGCAGCCCAUCGUCGCCGGCGUCGUUAGCUUGGGCAUAGCCACGCUCGUCGCUUUGACGGAGGAGACGGUGUUCCGCGGCGUCGUGACCUGUGUGGAAAUCAACCAGUGUCGCGUGCACCCGAUAAUUCUUCACUAAGUCAGUCUCGACAAUGACGCGGCCGUGCUGGCUCCGUCGAGCGGUGAGGAAUCGACACCGCCACGCCGUCGAGCAGGCAUCGCGUCGAUGGCGUGGAGCAUGAUUGGGCCGUGGAAGGAGAAGCGCCGCGACAUUUCAUUUCCACAGGUCGUGACGUCUCGCCUCGCGGAGAACCUGGGUGCUUUACCGGGCGCGGGCUGCGCGAUUCUGCUCUUCGCCCUGGGCCACAUCAACCCGCUCGCGCUCGGCAAGGAGACGCUACUCCUGUUUGCGCUGCAAGUCUUCACCGGCACGUCGUUCACUUUGCUCGCGUUUGCGACGGGCGGCCUCGCGGCGCCCAUUGUUGCCCACUGCCUCUACGACUGGUACACGUUCUACGAGUCGCAUCUCGCGGUAACGGGGCAGAUGGAGUACUCCGUCGAAGAGGGCGGGCGCGACGAUGCCCUGAAACGCGAGUUCCGCUUCAUCGACACGAAUCGCGAUGGCAAGAUCUCGCCGGACGAGCUGCGCAUCGCUCUGUUUAGUUUCGGCAUCAAGACCGACGACGCCACUGCGCAGGCCACGUUCGCCGCCGCCGACACGGACUCCAGCGGGGACGUCUCCUUCGACGAGUUCGCGAGAUUCGUCAAGAACGGCGACGGCGACGCGUCCAAGGCGUUCAAGCGCGGCUUACUCGGUGUCGCGUAG